CCGCGGGGGGAGGGAGGGCCGCUGCUGGGCACCGGCCUGCCCGGGCCCGGUCGGGUCACCGCCACCGCACCUCUGGCGCCCAUACCUGAGUCUACAGCUCCUGGACAGAGAGGAAACGACCAUUGUGGCGUGCUGGGACGAUCGGCGGGGCAGUCCCUCGCCGGAGCCGCUGGCUGCAGCGUGGGCCGGUUGAGGUCGGAGCUGGUCCGAGCGCGGUUCUCUAAUGGUCUUGUUUCACCAUGGCAACCAGUAUGGAGGUGCUGGCUCAGCAGGUGGCUGAGGUGCCGACUGUUCAGACUUCGCUAUCUGAAUCUCCAGUGAUGACCAGCCCUUCCCAGCGUAUCCAGAUAAUUUCCACAGACUCCUCUGUAGCUUCACCACAACGCAUUCAGAUUGUGACAGAUCAGCAAACAGGUCAGAAAAUUCAAAUAGUGACAGCAGUGGAUUCAGCUGUGUCUCCAAAGCAACAGUUCAUUUUAGCUAGUCCAGAUGGAACUGGUGCAGGAAAGGUGAUCUUGGCAGCACCUGAGACAUCUAAUGCCAAGCAGCUUAUCUUUACCACCACAGACAACAUUGUGCCAGGCAGAAUUCAGAUAGUGACAGACUCUGCUUCAGUGGAACGUCUGCUAGGAAAACCUGAUGUUCAGCGGCCCCAGGUAGUAGAAUAUUGUGUAGUCUGUGGUGAUAAAGCAUCAGGUCGUCAUUAUGGUGCUGUCAGUUGUGAGGGAUGCAAAGGUUUCUUUAAAAGGAGCGUAAGGAAGAAUUUGACCUACAGUUGUCGUAGCAACCAGGACUGUAUCAUCAAUAAACACCAUCGUAAUCGGUGCCAGUUUUGUAGGCUUAAGAAAUGUCUAGAGAUGGGCAUGAAAAUGGAAUCAGUUCAAAGUGAAAGAAAGCCUUUUGAUGUGCAGCGUGAAAAACCAGCCAACUGUGCAGCUUCUACUGAAAAAAUCUAUAUAAGAAAAGAUCUUCGAAGCCCUCUAAUAGCAACUCCAACAUUUGUGGCAGAUAAAGAUGGGACGCGGUCAGCUGGUCUUCUAGAUCCGGGAAUGCUUGUGAAUAUUCAGCAGCCUUUGAUCAGGGAUGAUGGUACAGUCCUCCUAGCUGCUGAUUCCAAGGCUGAAACAAGCCAGGGUGCCUUAGGAACACUAGCAAAUGUUGUAACAUCUCUUGCUAAUCUCAGUGAGUCGCUAAAUAAUGGAGAUACUUCUGAAGUUCAACAAGAAGAGCAAUCUGCAAGUGAGAUUACACGGGCGUUUGAUACUUUGGCUAAAGCACUUAAUACCACAGAUGGUACAACAGCUCAUAACUUGGCAGAUGGGAUGGAUCCUACAGGAGGAGGGAAUAUCCAUGUAAUCAGUAGAGAUCAGUCAACACCAAUUAUUGAAGUGGAAGGACCCCUACUUACAGAUACACAUGUCACAUUUAAGCUGACAAUGCCCAGUCCGAUGCCAGAGUACCUUAAUGUACACUACAUCUGUGAGUCAGCAUCACGACUCCUUUUCCUCUCUAUGCACUGGGCUAGGUCCAUACCUGCAUUUCAAGCUCUUGGGCAGGACUGCAAUACGAGCCUUGUGCGUGCCUGCUGGAAUGAGCUGUUUACUUUAGGCCUGGCGCAGUGUGCACAGGUGAUGAGUCUGUCUACCAUCCUAGGAGCGAUUGUCAACCACCUCCAGAACAGCAUACAAGAAGAUAAACUUUCUGGAGAAAGAAUAAAGCAAGUCAUGGAACACAUCUGGAAACUUCAAGAGUUCUGUAACAGCAUGGCCAAGCUUGAUAUUGAUGGAUAUGAAUAUGCAUACCUUAAAGCUAUAGUCCUUUUUAGCCCUGAUCACCCUGGUCUGACCAGUUCAACCCAAAUAGAAAAAUUCCAGGAGAAGGCACAGAUGGAAUUGCAGGACUAUGUACAAAAAACCUAUCCUGAAGAUACUUAUAGGCUAGCCCGGAUCUUAGUUCGCCUGCCUGCACUUAGGCUGAUGAGCUCUAGCAUCACCGAGGAACUGUUUUUCACGGGUCUCAUUGGAAAUGUUCCCAUCGAUAGCAUAAUCCCCUACAUUCUCAAAAUGGAAACAGCAGAAUAUAAUGGUCAAAUAACUGGCACGUCUGCAUAAAGGGAACAACAUAAUUUGAGGGAUGGAAUUAAAUUUCACAAAAAACAUAUAAUUACAAAGUUAAAAGGGUAGUGUUUUGGUAUGGGCAGAUAAUUCCAACUUGUUAUCAGUUUCCUGACCCGAUUUCUGCUUGUCUUUUUCUGAUGCUGACAAAAUUUAAAGCAGCUAUUUAAAGACCUGCUAUAGGACCUUUCCUGCCACAAGGAAUAUUUUUGAUGCCUUUCAUUUAAAAGGCCAUAGAUUACUGAACAUACUUUUCACAUGCUUUGUAUUUAGAAACUAUCAGUGGUUAAAAAGAGUUUUAUAAUAUCAGAGUAGUAAUUAAAUUACUUUAAAAGUAAAAGGAACAGUAUGUAUAUAUUUAAAAAUAUCCUUAGAAUGAAUGUCUAGCAAAUGCCAAGGUAUAAUACUAGCACUUUGUAAUCACUUCUUGUCAGAGCAACAGCAUCAACAUCCUGCUUAUGAGUAUGGAAAAUGAAAAAAAUGCAUAUGUCCUUAGUCAAAAUGCUAGUGAUUUUUAUAAAAAUGUAGAAUGCUAAAGGAGACAAUCAUUUAAUCUACAAAAAGUCACUUGCUGUUACGUUAUGCAUGAAAUAUUAGUGUGGAUUCUUAAAUCAGAUAUCCACAUUAUAUGAAACUAUAUAUGUUAAAUUAGUGCAGUUGUUAUAUACAGUACAAUGCAGUCAUAGUGACUAUUAUGUGCUACAGAAAUUCCCCACACUAGAGAAAAAAAAAAUAUUUAUCACAAUAAUGAUUAAAUAUGCAGGCUCCUGAAAGUGUCUAUUCAAACACAAUCAUGACAAAUGUUAUUCUAAGAAGAAGCCUUUUGACUUUGGGGAAGAUCAGUCAUUAACUGAAAGAGCAGUAAUUUUCAAAUAGAGCCAUGUGAUCCUCUUUGAGUUUGCUCUUUGUAUGCUCCAAAUUUAGUCCUCCUCUCUGGACUCUGAACACCCUUGUGAUGUAGCCACAGGGUACAAUUUAAGACCUGAAAUGUAUAGAACCUCUGGUUGUCAGCAAGAGUUUAUUAUAAAGCUCUCUCACUUUGUUUCUUCCUCCCUCUCUCCCCGUCCCUGAGCACUCCCAGUUUUGCAGUGUUCUCAACUUUCCUGUCACUCAGUUUGAAACCAAAAUAUAGUUAGGAUUUACUGUCACUCAUGUACAAUUACAGUUGGUACUCAUACACCAUGGAGAUGUAAAAUUAACUACUUUUUAUUUGUCUUGAGUGAUGAGCCAUCAACAUAUUUGCUAGUAGCACUGGCCACUAGUUGCUAGCAUAGGUUUCAUUUUAGUACAAUUUAUUAUUAUGGCUGUUCCAUAUUUUAAAAUCAAAGAUUUUUAAAAAGUCAUAGCAGUUAAUACCUUCAUCUGAUCCUGGCUCAUUAGAUGCAUUAAUUAUUUUAAUUAAUGCAAUGUUAGAGGCAUUCUUACUUCUGUAGUUUUAUGUGACAAAACUUAUCUAAUGAUAAGUUCGGCACUUUGAUUUUUCUUCUGUUAUUGAUAUUUAUUUAGAAACAUCAACUAGGUUGGUGUUUAUGACUUUCUAGAGUCUGAAUUGUAGCCAAAAGACCUUAAGUAACUUUAGAUGAGGCUUCUAAAGUAACAGAAAGAUCUUUUAUACUUCACGCUUGUUAGGUGGCUGACAUAGUACUUACUAUAACACAAAAGACUAUUUAAUUUUAGCUUCUGACUGCAUUAAAGUCUUCUACAGUUACUAUUUUUAGCACAUUCAGAAUCUUCUUUUCUCAGAAGGGUAUUACAGAGUCCAGUAUGCCUGUAGAGAUUUGUAAUACUGGACUUGUAUCUCUCUCAGCUUUUGCUAUAGCAAAUGAAAUUGUCAUAUUGUCCAUGCAAUGGAAAGUCUGCUUUCUACACGUGAAGUCAGCUGGACUUUGGCUUCCAGUACCAUUUGAUUGUAGUGUAACUGCUGUGGGAUUGUGUCAGCACUUUCGCUGCACAGUCCUUAUGCUAAGGGUAUAAAACUUAAAAAUUAAUGGUGAUAUUAACAUCGGAAACAGUAGCUAUCUUGGAAAGAGUAGUGGCUGCUUUUAUUAAAAUUUAAAAUUUUACUGGGUUAUGUCAUUGUUCUACAAGCAGAAUGCAUUGAACUGUUGUGAUUUUUUUUAUUGUCAAAAGGAUUUUGGAACUUAAUUUGCUUUCAGUAUUUCAUAAAAAUCAUUUAAACAGAUAAGAAAGCAUUUUAAUGGUAAAUGAAUUCCUUAGCACAAAAACUAGCCAUUGAAAUAUUUGGUUUUAAAUCUCAAUACACACCAUCUAGCUUUUUCUUGACAACCAUUAUUUCAACUUCCAAUUUUUCAUGUAAAAGGACCCCAUUUUCUGUGUGAAAAUUUGUUUGUAAUUUUUAUUACUUGUGAUCAUAACAAUUCAGAAAAGAAGAUAAAGGCAUUCUAGUUUUUUGGGAACAAAGGGAUCACAUGAAAUAAAAUGUAAAAUGCAUGCCUUGCAUUACAUACAUAAAACAAUAAAUAUCAUGCAGCUCUGUUUACAAAUAAACUACGCUCCCCACAAAUGUAUGGCCAUAUAAUGAUAUCCUUGCUCAAACCCUGGUAUUUACUUACUCUGCAAAUAGUUAUUAAAUAGCUUAUUAGGGAUAAAAUAUUAAUUUGUGUAAAUUGAGUAACAACCAUGCAACCCAUAGUUGUGCAUGCAUUUAAUAGAUGAAAUGAAGCAGUUCAUCUUUAAGAUUUGGAUACUACCACCUAGAAGGUAUAAAGUCCCUCUCUGCAUAGCAUCAUUAACAUGAUUUGCUGGCUUGCAGAGGUCAGAGCCAAGCUACUUAGUUCUGAUGCCAUUAACAAAAAGUACUCUAACUAUACACUGUUUUGAAUCCAAGACUAACAUUUUGGAUUGUAGAAAUUUGAAUAUAUGUGGAUACCUGGGAAAUUUCCUCCCCAGGGAGUGGACUUUGUGCCUCCGUUCUUUAAACUUCACAAGGUUCCUGUUGGCCCAUUUCUCCAGCCUGGCACAAUCCUUCUCAGUGGCAGUAGGACCCUGUGAUGCACACAGUGCAGCUGCACAAUCAGGCAAGCUUUGCAAUGUCUCUGCAGAAAAUAGUGCAACACUGACAUAGUUCUUAGAAUUUCUGGGGUUUGUUCAUCCUUCCUGCAGUGACUGGAAGAUGGUAACAGGCUAAUCUUAGUACCUUUUCUGUUAAAUUAGUUUAGUUUCUUUUCUCCUUUGAAAGUGCAAACUUUUCCUUAUGAAUAUGGGACAGGAAAAAUUUUUUAUUAUUGUAACAAUUAUUGAAGAACUAUUUCUUGAGUAUUAAAUAUUGAAAUAGCUUUUUUUAUAAAGGUGAAAUUUAAAUGCUAAACUUGUUUUCACAGAACUUGGUGUCAAAGUAUCACAGUCACAAAGUGAUUCUAAGAAAAGUUUAUCUCACUGAAGCUCUACUGAGUGCCAAAAUUUAUUCUCUUCAGAAUUUUUGAGGUUCUACUUCUGCUGCUCUUGAAAUGAAAAUAUUUUAAGUUGGCAGAAAUACAGUAAUAAAUUAUCUGAUUAGAUUUAUCUGAACCUGAGCAAAUGCAUAUACUAGUCACAGUUCAUUCAGACAAAUGUUAGAAUUCUGUGCUAAGACUGGAGCAUGAUAAUGAGGCAAUGCAGGAAAUGAUAAUGAGACAGUAAUGUCCACUGUGCUUCAUUUGUUUUCCAACUCUUUUGCAAAGGAACUGGAUUUGAAUCUUGUAGAUUAAAAGCAUUUGGGACUAGCUUUGUCAUAAUGAUUUUAAUUGCAUUUGUGACCAAUGUAGAAAGGUAUACUCUUCCCUUUACCUAUAUUGGACUAUAGAGUCAGAACUAAGACCAUGUGCAAAAGUGAUCUCUCUCUGGCUAUUAACAUUGCUUAUAAAUUAGCUGCAAUGCUUUUGGUGUCUGUGGAGUUACUCUGGCAUGAAACUGGUAGAAGAGGAAAAAAUUCUCUCCAAGGAGAGGUCCUUCUAAGAAUUCAUACAAGGCUUUUUUUUAGCUGCCUUAAAAUGUUGCAUUAUUAAGAAGGCUUAGUUUUCAGAGCACUCUGGGGAAAGAAACUAUUGUUGGUCUCCACUGAUUAGUUGGUGUCAUUUGCCAAGUCUCCUUUCACCAUCUUCUGAAAUUCCUGGACCACCAGACAGCUGCAAUGCCUCUGGUGAGGAGCUCUGGCUCCAGGUCUGUGUGCAGAAUCCAGAGGCUCUGCAUCGCCAUUACAGUUCCUUUGGAAAAGGGCACAUUCUGAGGCUGCCAUGGGGAAACCAAGUCAGAGCUGAAGCUCCCAGGUGAAAUCGGUUUUCUGACUCUUGUUUCUCCUUUGGCAGAGGCUGUAAAACACUUGUGGUUUUUUUUUGGUUUUUUUAUUGUUCUGUAUAGUACACAGGAUUCAUAGAUUCCUGAAUUAUUUCAUUCAGGAUACUGCAGAUGUCAGUAGAUUUUCCUGCCCAUUAAAGUUCAGACAGUUGUUAGGAUUCUUUCCUGAUUACCUGCUGUUUAAUUAGUAGAAGGCAAUUAAAAAAAAAAAAUAUAUAUAUAUAUAGCAUCCAAUUGGCAUGACUAGCAAAGGGUUUCAGGAAUACAGUUUAACCAGGAAGACAGAACUGGAAAUGAGUGGGCUGAGGGUACUUCCCAAGCAGUGCCAAAGCAGCUUCCUGCACUAACAGCAGCAGUCAGGUUUGAAUCAGGAGAAGUGAGUAGAACUGGCAAGUCAGUCAGACACAUAGGUGUACCAGGACAUACCUACUGGAUUAUGCCAUCCCGAAAAGAACAAAAAUGUUGAUUUUCUGUUUGAGAUCCCUCUCUUCCUUUCCAGUUACUCUUAAUAGUGCAAAACCAGGGGAGGUUGGGGUUUUUUUUCACCUACUCUUGUCCAUAAGAGGAAAAGAAGAAAUACCAGCAAACACAGGCAGGUUCCCACCUGUUUGCCACACUGGCCAGAGCUUUUGCAGUAGUGGCUCUGGUGAUAAGCAUGACCAGCUGUGACAGCAGCACACAGCAGCUGCAGUCCUAACACCUCCAAACAUCCAGGAGGGUCAGCCAAAUGAGGACAUGGUCACCCUAGAGGGAGGGGCAGAGGAAGGACAAAUUGCCAGCAUCUACUGGAUCUUGAAUGACAGGAAAUUAGUUUAGAAACAACUUUAUAUGAAAAAUUACCAAGAGGGGAUGGCAAAAGAGAGACAGUGAAAAUAUUUACUUUUGCACUUUUUAAUUCUAAAGUUCCUGAGUCAUUUUAAAAGUAAAUACUCCUGAAUUAAGUUCAGGCUUAUUGUUUGAUGCCAUUAACCCUUCUUGUUAGUUAAUGUUACAACCCUACUUCAGCUGCAAUCAGUGUUAACAACAUAUGGGAAAUUGUGCAAAAAAGAAAUCAAAACAUUAUUUAUACUUGGGUUACAAGUUAACGUAAAAUCCUUUGUAAAGUUUAGAUGCUCCAAGGUUAAGCAUCUAAUGUUUAGAUUUUUUUUAUUGCGAAGUCAUACUAAGUUCAUCACAGGUAAUACUGUUGUAAUGUUCUGUAAUUCCCACAACCUGUUCUCUGAGUUACGUGAAUGCUUUGAAAAUGGCUUAUUAUUGUUAAAUUCCUGCCUGUCUUCUUUCUUUUUAAAGGGUUUGAUAGAGUUGUACACAUCUAUUUUGUGCCUCCCGCCAUUGUGCAUUUCUGCAUGUUCAGUUCUAGAACUCACUCGAGCAGCUGAUGCAUAUGUACAUAGCUGUAUGUAUGUGUGUAUGAAUGUAUAUGUUUAUACCUCUCUGUCCAAAUAUAUUCUGUACAGUGUAUAGAAAAUGUGUAGUGUAUGUAUAUAUGUACAGAUAUGGAGCCAUUAUUCAUCCAUUCCAUGUGCUAAAAGUUUUUUAUUAAUUUGCUAAUCCAGAGCUUCCUAAUUUUGUGAAUCCUCACAAAUGUCAGAGCUUUGCACCUUUCUUCUAAACCAGUCUGACUUCACUAUUUGCUGUUCAAAACUGACAAAUAUAUUCCAUGAAUUUUCUGGCUUUUACAUUAUUCUCCUUACCUUUUCUCAUUUGACUUAUAGAGGUCUGCCAGUAAUAGUUAAUUGAGCAUAUAAUGCCUGUUAAAAAUAAUGACUAAAUAACUAUGUCAUUAACUAAACUGACAUAAACACUAACAUAAAAUACUUCCCUGCUCAUUAUAUACUCAUCCUCUUCCAGCCUCCUGAGAUAUUUUUGUAAAGUUGUAUUUUUUGUGAAGCCUGGUAAGAGACUGAUUUUUUAAGUCUUUAUCUAUGGUGAACUGAAAGUAAACCAAGUUGCCAUUUAUACUGAACUGCAGCAUAGAGAACAGGAGGUAAUGGAUGCUGUUUAAUAAAUCAAUAUUCAUAUUGUCACAAUGAUCACAUUAAAUCAACCUGUGAGUUAGAGACUCUGCUAUGCUCAGCAAAAGAGCAGCUCUGGUUCAAUGGUAAUUUAAGAUUAGGGACAUUGCAAGUAGUUAAUUUCUUAGCAAGCAUCAAGACAUCUUCAGUAUUUUCACAAUGCAUUUCAAUUGUAUAUUCACUUUCCAAAGUUUUUCUCUUUAUUUUCCAGCCUAAACUAAACACAGCUAGUUGCUUGAUUUAGUUGUCAGACUAAUGUCCCGUUCCACGUUCUGCCCUUUCCUGGGUCUGGAAUUUGUGCAGCUCCUGCACUGACUGUGCUCCUGCGCUGUGACAGUCCCACUCUCCAUCUGGGACAUGGGCACAUGGUUGGGAAAUGAGAUGUGAAGACAGUAUCUUAUUCAUAAUGAGGACUCAAACAUAUACAUUAUGAAAGUAUAAACAUGUCUUGUUCUCCUUCCCUUUUGAUGACGUUAAAAAGGAAGCCUUCCUUAAAGUAGAUCUGUUAACUGUGGGUUUUUAAAAAAACAUUUCACAGACCCUGCAGGACAGUAGUUCAGCAAGUCUUGUUUCUGUCAUUAGAAAGGUGAAGAAGAAUUUUCUGGGCAUUUACUUCCACCUUUUGUGCUCACUGUGGCAAAGACUUGUGUAUAUUUAAUCAGGUAAUAGAUUAGAUUUUGAUAGAUAGAGACAUCUAUCAAAAAAAAGUGAACUUCAUGCAUGCUUAAAGUGAAUCACAAGUCUGAGGAAAGUUUGCUAUGGAAAAUGCUGAGAAUGUUGUCUUUCUUGGUGUAUUGGUUAGUAAGCAUUCAUAAGCUUUUAUUUAAAAUAUAGGAAUAAACCUAUAGCAUUUCAGAACCUUAUUUCUGCACUUUUCAGCAGGAAAAAUAUUUAAUGUCAGAAAUUUCUGUGACAGGUGCUCCUUCAUUGGUGUAUGGACGAUUGGUGCUGUUUGAAUGCUUGCUUUCCUCUUUAAAGAUGAAUAGAAACCUGAAAGUCUGUUAAAGUCAUUGUACUGUGGGAACAGUUAUAAAGUUUAGGAAGCCAAUUGGGGCAUUAAUCAAGAUUGAAUCUGUUUAAAAAUUCAACUGUGAAUUCAGGGAACAAAAAGGGCAAAGUUCAGUAAAACUGAGUGUACCAUAUCCACAUUUGAAUUGUUUGUAUUCUGAAGGACAAAAUGCACUCAAAUUUAGUGGCAAUAAAGGCUCUGCAAUAAUAAAACAGUUCCAUUUUACGGUAUUUCGAUGAUUGCAGGUUAAAGUAGGACUGAAUAAAUUUCAAACAAAAAGCACAGUCUUUCAGAAGAAAACAUUUUACAUAUGGACUGUAUAUGUUGAAUUUUUCAUAUACGGAAUCAAGAUCAAAUGUUGGAAUAUUUUUAAUAGUUAAUCUGUACUCUGAAAUACACUGGAAGCCAGUGGUCAUAGCUUCCUAACUGAAAACUGCAGGUUAUUGGCAUAUUAGGGAGUGCUGAGCUCCUACAAAAACAGCGAAUUUUUAUAAGAGGAAGCAUCUACUUUCAGUUCCUUGGGAUAUUUUCUGGAAGUCUCUGUUCCUUAUAAUUUAGAAAACUAUUGUUUAUGUUUAUUUUUAAAACUUUGCAAAAGUUGUUGGCUUCUCAUGGCUUCUUUUGUGAAAUCAGUAUUGUUGUGUGUGAUAACAUUUAAAAAUAAUAGCAUGUUCUUUUUUUAAACUAAAUUUUAUAUCCAAACAAUGUCUUCAGUCACAAAGAGGAAUUUGCAUUGUUGUGUUUGUAUAUAGCGUAUUGCAGUGCAUGAUUUUGCUUAUGCAUUUUAUUAAAUGCUGUUGUGUCAUUAUAUUGUUGCGGUCAAUAGUAGUAGCUAAAUGAAGUUUCUACCAUUAAAGUAAAUUAAAAAUA
Molecule: messenger RNA, 10301 nt
Organism: Parus major (Great Tit)
Lineage: Eukaryota; Metazoa; Chordata; Aves; Passeriformes; Paridae
Gene: NR2C2
Product: nuclear receptor subfamily 2 group C member 2
Exons: 16
Coding region: 240-2111 (623 amino acids)
Biological process (GO): anatomical structure development; cell differentiation; positive regulation of transcription by RNA polymerase II
Molecular function (GO): zinc ion binding; RNA polymerase II cis-regulatory region sequence-specific DNA binding; nuclear receptor activity
Source: RefSeq, a predicted model, not a curated record